CUCCACACCACAACCAUCUGCACUUCAACAACAACCACAGCCACCAACACCAUGAGCGACUCGGAUCUCUCAUCGGUGUUGUCGUCGCCUCCUGCGAGCGACAACGAAUCGCCAGCCGCCGUCGGCCCCAUGGACAAGUUUCUGAAGAAAAAGACGACCGCAAAGAAGAAGGCCGCGCCCGCAAAGACCCCCGACAGCCCUCCACCACAAAGGAAGCGCCCGGCAUCUCCACCACACGAGGAGGUCAUCGCCGACAAUCCAGACAUAGCUUUCAUAGUCAUGUUCCGUUCCCGCUUCACCGAUGUCUUCCCUGCGAAGUGUCCUCACUUGGGGCCUCAGGAUGUUGAAAGAGGCGUUGUAGACCAAUUGCCGUCAUCGCAUAUCGAGAGUCUGUUGUGCGCGCUACUGGGACUCGCAUUGAACCGCAAGAAGCCUGUCGAAAAGGGACACUAUGGCCGAGCUCUUGAGGAGGCAGUUGCCGCCAACAAAACCCAAUGGCCGAGGUCAUGGCAGGGAGUCAACCCUGUGAGCGGCUCUAAAUCGUUCAAUACAAUGGGCCCGCAAGAGCGCCUUUCUCUGUUGAAGGCUCUCAUCAUUUGGAGCUUGAGUGAUUCGGAAGCCGUGAAGGGCAUGAUCAAAGACUCUUACAAGCAAUCCCGGCACGACGAUGAUCUCAACCAACCGCUGUCCGUUCAGCCAUGGGGUCGCGAUGCCGAGAAGCGCCGUUACUGGUUGAUUGAGGGCAAGGACGACACGAACUUCCGCCUGUACCGCGAGAGCAACCCGGCUCUGAAGCACAACACAUGGUGGAGCAUUGCGGGAUCGAUCGAUGAAUUGAAGCAGGUUGCGCAAAACUUGGCCGAUGACAACGUUCAAAGCUCGCGCAAGCUAAGUGAGCGGAUCCUUGCUGCUAUCCCUCGCUUUGAGGCAACGGAGGAGAAACGUAAGCGUCGCGAGUACCGUCUGGCUCGCAAAGCGCAGUUUGCGCGUCCCGAACCUGGCUUCUCACUCUACGAAGGCCGUACCCGUGGCAAACGCAUGAAAUACACAUUCUCGGAUGACGAAGAUGAGUUGACUGAUGCUACCUCCACUCGCCGGUCUACUCGCAACUCAGGUUACGGCACUCCUAACGAAGUAUCCGGGCCCACUGUCACCGCUAGUGGUCGCCAAGUCCGGUCGCGUGUCGGAGGCACCUACGGAGAGACCCUUCUAAGCGGCCAGGCGGGUGAGGAUCAGUCUCCCAUGACAGCUGACUAUGAGCGUUCUGGAACCGAUGAACCGCGUGCCAACGGACGUUUGACGCGCUCCGGGAGAUCUGGUGCCGGCCGCGCAGGUCGUCGCCGCACCCACAUCGACGGUUGGAACAGCGUCGAUGAAAUGGAUGAUGAGGACGAUGCGUCAGGUGGUGAAUGGGGUGGCGGUGAUGACGAUGAAGAGGAAGAGCCGCAGCUGGAUGAUGAUGAAGAGGACUUCGAUGAGGCCUCGGAUGAUGAUGAACUGGACGUGAUGCCAAAUGGCGGUCCUUUGGUCGUCAAGCUGCAUGUCGCCAAGAGUCGCCUUGCGGCCAUGAGCUUGGGCACGCAGGACAACAAGAUGGAUAUCGACAACGCUGAGGAGAACGAGUUCCACACCAACAAGAUGGAUCUCGACGCGCCGCAAGCUGCUCCCGGCGCCGAUGCCACCGUCAAGCUGCCGUCUCCACCUGCAAGCGAAAGCAAGACCGAACCACUGCUCAACGGCAAGAUGGAGACUGCGCCUGCCACGGAGACCGCCACUGCUAGUAACUUGGGCGGCAUGGCCAGUCAAUCUGCUCACACCUUUACUUUCAAUCAGCAGCCAGUAAGCACCAACCACAUGACAGGCGCCCCGCUCGAGGACGUCAAGAAGGUUGCCUCUACUGAGCAGCAUCGGGUUGCGCUUCCGACUUCUACUUAGAAGCUAUUGCUUUUCAUUCAAUUUGUUCUGGUCGGGAUAGGAUACCCUCUCUCGCUUUCUGAUUAGACCACUGGCGGAUGAUGUUUCGGACUCGAGGGAAGCUUGGCGUCACGGCGUCAUAUCUGCACAUGUUCAACUUUGAGCAGUGCCAAAUGGAAUUAUAGAUCUGUAAGCUUACGGUACUGGACGGACUCAUGUAGCAUAUUCGGAUUAGUAGCACAGGCUGAGCAAGUCUCGUUCAUUGAAUUUUUAUGUCCAGU
Molecule: messenger RNA, 2195 nt
Organism: Aplosporella prunicola CBS 121167
Lineage: Eukaryota; Fungi; Ascomycota; Dothideomycetes; Botryosphaeriales; Aplosporellaceae
Exons: 5
Coding region: 52-1935 (627 amino acids)
Source: RefSeq, a predicted model, not a curated record